Molecule: messenger RNA, 504 nt
Organism: Phaeoacremonium minimum UCRPA7
Lineage: Eukaryota; Fungi; Ascomycota; Sordariomycetes; Togniniales; Togniniaceae
Product: putative microsomal glutathione s-transferase protein
Exons: 2
Coding region: 1-504 (167 amino acids)
Cellular component (GO): membrane; endoplasmic reticulum; nuclear envelope
Molecular function (GO): glutathione peroxidase activity; glutathione transferase activity
Source: RefSeq, a predicted model, not a curated record
AUGCAACUACUGACGACUACUUCAAGCUAUGUCCUGCUCGCAGCGACGACCACCUUCUUCGUGAAUACGUACCACGUGUCCCUGACCACCAAGGCGCGCAAGAAGAGUGGGCUCAAGUAUCCUGUUGCGUACGCAAGCAAGGAGUUGGCAGACAAAGAUCCCAAUGCUUACAUGUUCAACUGCGGUGAGCAUCACUUCAUGGAGUGCGAAUUGUGUCGUGUUGGUUCUAACUCAUCGAAUGCAGCCCAACGAGCACACGCCAACUUCACCGAGAACCUGACGCCGUUCCUCGGGGCGCUUCUCGUCACCGGGCUGCGUUAUCCCAUCCUGGCCGCGUGUCUGGGCGGAGGGUGGACGCUCUCCCGAAUCGUUUAUGCUGCAGGGUAUACCAGUAGCUCUGGACCGAAGGGUCGGACAGUGGGCUCCGCUGGACAUUUCUUGAUUGACACUACAUUGAAGUUCCUGGCUUUGUAUACUUCGGUUAUGUUUGUCAUGGGCGAGUAA